UCAAAUAGCUACAAUUAUUACAAACUCUUCUACACAUCUUAUUUCUUUCUUUAGUACCUUUUAAGUUCAAGAAUUAUACUAUAGUUUGAAAGUCAUAGAAAAUAAAAAUGUCAGGCUUUUAUGAAGUUUGUGGUGAGGAACUUUUUCAUGUUCAUCCUGAUCCUGUUAUCUUGGAACUCAAUAAUUUGCAGAACCAACUCAAAGAGAAGGAUCGAGAACUUGGAGCAGCGGUAAGUGAAAUUAAGGCUCUGAAAGCAUCUGAAGUCCUCAAAGACAAGGCUCUUGAAGAGCUCGGAAAUGAAUUUCAAAGAUUGGAAGGAAAGCUGAAAAUUGGUGAAGAUGUAGUUGAACAAAAGAAUCUUGAUAUCAAACGACUUGUUAACGAGAAGAAAGAAGCACUGGCUGCACAGCAUGCUGCUGAAGCAACUCUUAGAAGAGUAUACGCAGAUCAGAAAGACGAUGAUGCUCCUCCUCUCGAGUCCAUUAUUGCUCCACUCGAGGCAGAGAUUAAGAUGUACAAGAAUGAGAUUGCAGCAUUACAGGAGGAUACAAGGUCAUUGGAAAGACACACGAGGUCUAAAGAAGCCGCGUUGCUUGAAGCAGAACGAAUUCUAAAAAGUGCUUUAGAAAGAGCAUUGAUAGUAGAAGAGAUUCAAAAUCAGAACUUUGAACUAAGAAGACAGAUUGAAAUCUUCCAGGAGGAAAACAAAAUACUUGAUAAGACGAACCGUCAAAAGAUUCUUGAGGUGGAAAAGCUUAGUCAAACGAUUAUAGAGCUUGAGGAGGCCAUUCUUGCUGGAGGAGCAGCAGCUAAUACACUUCGUGACUACAAACGAAGAAUAUCUGAAUUACAAGAGGAAAAGAGGACAUUGGAAAGGGAACUAUCAAGAGUUAAGGUUUCAGCUAACCGAGUAGCAACUGUCGUGGCAAAUGAGUGGAAAGAUGAAAAUGACAAAGUUAUGCCUGUAAAACAAUGGCUAGAAGAAAGAAGGCUGUUGCAGGCGGAGAUGCAACGAUUGAGAGACAAAUUAAGCAUAUCAGAGCGAACAGCGAAGGCAGAAGCACAACUCAAGGAUAAGCUAAAACUAAGGCUCAAAACACUCGAAGAAGGUCUGAAGCAAGCGUUCAAUCCUAAUGGAUCGACAAAACCUCAAAAGACUAAACACUAUCUUGGAAAUAGCUUGGUAAAAAAGAGUUUAUGGACUUCUCAAAAUAAGAUCAUUGGCAGUACUGUUGGAAAGGAAAACGCAGAAACGAAGGAGAAUUCCAUUAUGGAUAUAAACAGCAAAGAAACCAUAGACGCGCAUAAGAUAAAGAAUGGAGGAGGUGAUCAGGAUGAAAUUAAGACUAAUGGAUGCAGCCAGAGCGUAAACGAUGAUAUAGUAUCUGGUUUUUUGUAUGACAAGCUACAGAAAGAAGUUAUCUGUUUGAGGAAAUUUUGUGAGACAAAAGAGUCUGCUUUGAAUACUAAAGAUGAAGAAAUUAAGAUACUAACAAAGAAGAUCGAGACAUUGUCAAAAGCUAUAGAAGUUGAAGCAAGAAAACGAAAAGUGAAGCAACAAGGAUCAUGAGAAUAUCUUGAAGAUUCACGUAAAAAAAGGGCAGCUCGGUGCACUAAGCUCCUGCUAUGCGUGGGGCACUAUGAAUCUUGAAGAUACAUGUAAUGGAACAAAAAAGUGAAGCUACUCCCUUGGUUUUCAUCAGUCUGAUUCUUACAUUUCUUGUAUAUAUAUACAAAGAAUGAAUAGUGAUUGAUCAAAGGAAUAAGAUUCAAUUGAUUUGUUAUGUGUAAAGUGAGUGAUUAGCUCUGUCACAGCUGAACUGUAACAAUUUUUUUGUUUUUGCUUCUUAUUUGUAUAGUAAGAAUAAUUGGAAGUUUGAACUC
Messenger RNA from Solanum lycopersicum (tomato), 1885 nucleotides. RefSeq names its product microtubule-associated protein 70-5-like. Gene Ontology annotation, biological process: cytoskeleton organization. Gene Ontology annotation, molecular function: microtubule binding. The record is from RefSeq and is a predicted model, not a curated record. NCBI's taxonomy places the organism in Eukaryota, Viridiplantae, Streptophyta, Magnoliopsida, Solanales, Solanaceae.